Fusarium falciforme is the source of this 792-nucleotide messenger RNA. RefSeq lists its product as hypothetical. Bases 1 to 792 code for a protein of 263 amino acids. Lineage: Eukaryota; Fungi; Ascomycota; Sordariomycetes; Hypocreales; Nectriaceae. The record is from RefSeq and is a predicted model, not a curated record. The transcript is spliced from 2 exons.
AUGGCUUCUCCCAUGAUCCGGUUCGCCGCUGUCCCAGAGCUGUUCCAAGCCAUCGAUGCUACUGCUGGAGAUGCCCUUGUGGUACAAAAUGUUUCCCAGGAAGCUUACGCCAGCAUUACCAAGGAGCGAAGCCAUCAGGGACGCAGCUUUCGCAUCAAGCGAUACUACUCUGAGCUCCAGCUCCUCAUUGUGACCAUCCCAACAGAGGCUCAUGAGCUCCUACACUCGCAACUUUACGUAUAUAUUCACUCCGCCGCUAUACAGAUGGGGCUCGGUCCGGAGUGGGUUUCAUUGGGCACCAAGACAUGUCGAGCGCAGGGCCAUCCAAAUGGAGAUGGUGGUGAGGGAGACUCGUCUGGUGGACCAAGAAACCGCCCAGUAGGUUCUCGUUGGCCAACACUUGUCAUCGAAGCGGGAUAUUCUCAGUCCCUGGUGAACCUAAGAGCUGACAUGCGUUGGUGGUUCAGCGCCUCAAACCACCAAGUCAAGAUUGUCCUCCUCGUCAAGUAUGACUCCGGCGCUGGGCAUGUCGUCAUCGAGAAGUGGCAGGAAGUCAGCUCAACCUCACGCCAGGGUGCGACAACGACACGAGCUGCGGCAAGCCUCACACCCACCCGCAACCAGGCCAUCACCGUCAACAGAGGACCCAACUCAACUUCACAUACUGUGCUUAGAGGGCCACUGCGACUGGAGUUCGAGCUUCUCUUCCUUAGAGCACCGGGGCAAGGAGAGGGUGAUAUCGUGGUUUCUGCCAAUGAGAUUCAGGAUGCGAUUGGUCCGAUAUGGGGAUGA